Molecule: messenger RNA, 1320 nt
Organism: Clarias gariepinus (North African catfish)
Lineage: Eukaryota; Metazoa; Chordata; Actinopteri; Siluriformes; Clariidae
Gene: srsf1a
Product: serine and arginine rich splicing factor 1a
Exons: 5
Coding region: 113-841 (242 amino acids)
Cellular component (GO): cytoplasm; ribonucleoprotein complex; nucleus
Molecular function (GO): mRNA binding
Source: RefSeq, a predicted model, not a curated record
AAGUGAGCGCGCGAGCGUGCAGUGCAGUUGGAGCGCCACGCGCGUAUUGUUUGAUCUGUACGCGAGAGUCGAUCACGCCGAGGUUUGCUUUUGCACGCUUCUUUUUUUUGCCAUGUCUGGAGUGGUCCGAGGCCCUGCCGGGAGCAACGACUGCCGCAUUUAUGUGGGGAAUCUUCCUCCUGAUAUCCGCACAAAAGACGUCGAGGACGUGUUUUAUAAAUACGGAGCGAUCCGGGAUAUUGAUCUGAAGAACCGGCGAGGUGGCCCUCCGUUUGCCUUUGUUGAGUUCGAGGACCCCAGGGACGCUGAGGAUGCAGUUUAUGCUCGGGAUGGUUACGACUAUGAUGGAUACCGGCUUCGAGUGGAGUUUCCCAGAAGUGGACGUGGUAUGGGACGGGGAGGUUUCGGCGGAGCUCCCAGGGGCAGAUACGGACCUCCAUCCAGGCGCUCCGAAUACAGGGUCAUUGUUUCAGGUUUACCACCGAGCGGCAGUUGGCAAGAUCUGAAGGAUCACAUGCGUGAAGCAGGUGAUGUAUGUUAUGCUGACGUUUUCCGAGAUGGAACGGGCGUAGUGGAAUUUGUGCGCAAAGAAGACAUGACCUACGCUGUUCGAAAACUGGAUAACACUAAAUUCCGGUCACACGAGGGGGAAACUGCAUAUAUCCGUGUAAAGGUGGAUGGCCCACGUAGUCCAAGUUAUGGAAGAUCAAGGUCCCGGAGUCGCAGCCGCAGCAGGAGUCGCAGCCGCAGCAACGACCGUAGCCGCAGCUACUCGCCGCGCCGUGGCCGAAGCUCCCCACAGUAUUCUCCUCGGCAGAGCCGGUCCCGCUCCCGCUCCUAAGCCCUCCGUGUGCCAUGCCAUGGUGCUUCGAGUUUGAUUUUUCCCUUCCUUUGUUAUUUCAGUAAAGCUGUUGGAUCAGUUGGUUGGUUUUUCAACCCCCCCCCCCCUUUUUUUUUUUUUUUAAACUUAGUUUUAGAUCUUGCCCAUUGUCUUCCUCAUGACACAUUAUUCUGAUGACCCCUCACCUCCUGCUUCUUAACCAACAACUGUCAGGUUUUUUAACAAUGCUUUUUAAGUGACUACUUUGCUUCCCCCUCUUCAUUUUCCCCUUUUUUGAAUACAAGAUGGAACUCUCAUCAACCAAACAGAGUCGUUCAGUGCAUCUGAAUAUUUUUGGAAAUUCCAUCUGUUGUCUUUUUAUGAGAGCUCACAUGUUUUACCCUUUUGUCUUUCUGUAGUUGCUUGACAAGAAGGAUGGACUGAUACUUUUUAAUAAAGAAUUGCCAAAUCAUUUGAGUUAGUUUGGCAUAUAUAAACAG